CGGAGCGUGAGUGGAGUGGAGAUGAGAAAAAGGCAGGCGGCGCAAAUCGAGGCACCACCACAGGUCCCUGGACAGCCCCGACCCAACACCUGCUGCCUCUGCUGGUGCGGCUGCUGCAAGUGUCUCUGGAGUGAAGACAGGAUGGAGAGAAGUCAGACCUGCACAAAGAUGGACAGUAUUGAAGCUGCAGAAGAACAACACCCCAGCCUUGACGAGGUGCUGUCGUGGUCUCGGAGCUUUGAGAUGAUGCUGCGUUCACUGGACGGCCGUGAGAUAUUUCAGGAGUUUCUGAGGUCGGAGUACAGCGAGGACAACCUCCUGUUCUGGUUGGCCUGCGACGAGUUGAGGAAGGAGACUGAUCCGUCCGUGGUGGACGAGAAAGCCCGACUAAUAUAUGAAGACUAUGUGUCCAUACUGUCCCCGAAAGAGGUGAGUUUGGACUCCCGGGUACGUGAGGGCAUCAACCAGAGCCUGGCCGAGCCCAGCAGCCUGAUGUACGAGGAGGCGCAGCUCCAAAUCUACACGCUGAUGCACCGAGACUCCUUCCCCCGCUUCCUCAACUCCAGCGUUUACAGAGACCUCCUCGCCAACAGGAGACGCACCUGCCUCGACACUUAA
Messenger RNA from Nerophis lumbriciformis (worm pipefish), 618 nucleotides. The record is from RefSeq and is a predicted model, not a curated record. Lineage: Eukaryota; Metazoa; Chordata; Actinopteri; Syngnathiformes; Syngnathidae.